This is a messenger RNA of Diabrotica virgifera virgifera (western corn rootworm), 1476 nucleotides long. RefSeq lists its product as uncharacterized. The transcript has a single exon. The record is from RefSeq and is a predicted model, not a curated record. Bases 1 to 1476 code for a protein of 491 amino acids. Lineage: Eukaryota; Metazoa; Arthropoda; Insecta; Coleoptera; Chrysomelidae.
AUGGCACAUUGGUGCAAAAUUGAAGAAGCUCCCGCAACUAUGUUUAAGAAUUCUGAUAGUUAUAGUAAUUUAAUUGAUACCUUUUCGGAAAAUUUAUCAGCUUUAGAAAGUUUGGGUUAUAAAAUUUCGGAUUUUGUGUUAGCUUACAAAAUUCUCACCAAGCUUGACGAGGAGACUCACCAACGUUUUGAAUUAUUACAUGGGUCUAGUGAAAUGCCUACGUUUAUUCAAUUAUCUGAUUUCCUAGAAAGUCAAUGCAUUUCGUUUGACUCAUCCUUGUUGUCGCCUUGUUCUCCCAAGGAUUCUAAUAGAAAAAAUAAAUCGCCUUCUAAACACAAUGCAAAUAAAAAUGGUUCUAAAGUCAAUAAUCGCUAUAGUUUUUUUUCGAAGCCUAAUGCGACGACUUGUUUGUUAUGUUCUGCCGAUCACCAUUUAAAAGAUUGUUCUUUAUUUUUAAAUAAAUCUCAUUAUGAACGGUACAACGCUUGUAAGAGAAUGCGUCUUUGUUUUAAAUGUUUAGAAAAACACGAUUCUCGUAGUUGUAGUGUCACCUCUCGUUGUGGUCAUUGUAAUUCAUCCCACCAUAGUCUUUUACAUUUUAAAAGUUCUGAAAGUGCCACUCACGGCGCUACUUUUGUUGCUGCCGCUCCGACUACUGCUUCUUCUAAUGUUCAGGUUAAUACUGGAACAUUGAGCUCACACGCUGCAUCAUUAGGUAGUGUUGCCUCAAAAAACUCGAGCGUUUUGUUAGCUACUGCUGUGGUAGAAAUUAUGGAUGGUUGUGGAUUGUAUCAACCUGUUCGAGCUUUAAUUGAUGGGGGCAGCAUGACCUCUUUUGUAUCUCAGUCUUGUAUUCGUCAGUUAGGUAUUAGACAUUCUUCUGCUACCUUAUUGGUACAAGGUAUUGGUGCUAUAAAAAGUACAGUGGUUGGUCGAGUUGAUCUUCAGAUAAAACCUGUGGAUAGAGUGGAUCCUAUUUUUAAUUGUGAGGCGUUUUUGUUGCCAAAAAUUUGUGAGGACCUACCCGUUGUCAGUUUGGAUGUUGAGCAUUGGUCUUAUAUUGCUAAUUUAAAGUUGGCAGAUCCUCGGUUUCAUCUAUCUGGUAAGGUGGACUUAUUGCUUGGAGCUGAUAUCUUUUCUCAGUUAUUAUUAGAAGGUAAAGUUCAAACUCCUAGAGGUAUGCCUGAUGCUCUUAAUACCGUUUUUGGCUAUGUCCUUAUGGGUCCCUGUAGUUCGGUUGCUAUGACAUCUGCCACCUCGUUGUUUUGUCACGUGGAUCAAAUGGUUUCGUUGGAGGAGUCUGUAAAGCAGUUUUGGAGUUUAGAAACUGUUCCUGAAGUAGAAUGUUCAGCUCCUGAAGAUAUUCUUUGUGAGAAAAAUUUUGUUGAGAAUGUUUGUCGAGACGGCUCUAGUCGUUAUACCGUUGCUCUACCUUUCAGGGAAUUAUCUCCUGUUUUCCAGGAAUGUUUGAGUUAG